AUUUAUGAGAUUUUAUUUCUUGAAAAUUGAACUCUCGACUUUUUGAUAUUUGUCUAAACUAAAUAAGAUAAUAUUAAAUUUAAAAUUGUUUUAUAUAAUAUAUACUAUAUUGAUAUUUCCAGAUUAUCAAAAACACCAUCAGUUUUAGAAUUGUAAUUAAUUAAUUUUAAAUAUAAUGACAAAAUCUGUAAAUAAAAAAAUUACAAAAAGUAUUUAAUUUAUUGUAAAUAUAAUGGUUAAAUGUGUAAAUAAAAAUAAAUAUUAAACGUGGUUCAAUCCUAAGCUUUUUUUAUUUAAUCAUCACUUCAUGGAUAUAAGUGGAACAGAUUUGGAAAAAUUACAUGUUUACCACUUUUAUGGUACCACUUUUCAUUUUUACCACUACUAAGGAGACAUUUUCAUAAAUACAUUCUUCAAGACUCUUAUGCCUUUGUUAUUUAUAUAUAUAAUAAAUCAAUAUUUAAAUAAAAAAUAAAAAAGAAAUAAAAAAAUAAAAAAAAUUUUGAAUUAUACUUUUUCAAAUUCGAAUUUUUUUAUAAAUUUUUCUUUUUGAAAUUUUUUUUUUCAAAUUUCUUUUUGAAAAACGAAAAUUAUGUUUGAAAUUAUUUUUUAAAAUUUUUUUAAGUAUUUAUUUAUAUAUUUAUUAGAAUCCUAAAUUUCACAUUCCAAAAACCCUUCCCCACCCCUCAACUCUAAACCCUAAGUCUAGAUUAGUUAACCCUAAGGGUAUAAUUUUUUUUUACCCUUCAUUAAAAGUGAGGGUAAAAGUGGUUAGUGUAAACAUGAAAAGUAGUACUAUGAAUGUGCUAUUUGUGGUAAUUUCUCAAGGAAUUUUGAGUAUUGUAUAAUUUUUAAUGGACAUCUAAUAAUAACAUUAUAUAAAUAAUUAUAUUAUGAAAUCAAAUCAUGAAAAUUUAAUGAAAAUAUAUAAUUUUAUCUAUUUAAUUGCUAAACAAAAUUGUAACUAUACUUUGUUAUUUUUUUUUAAAAAAAAAUUAACCACUAUUUUAGAAUAAAGUACAAAAUUGAUGUAUGCAAUGACUAUAACACAAUUGUAUAGUUAUGCAACAUUACAAAUUCAAUACAUUUAUCAAAAUCUCUUACUAAUAUUUUUAAAAAAAUAUUAUACACAAACUUAUAAAUUAAAUUUUUAUAACAUAUAAGAAACAAAUUACAGAAAAAUGUAACAUAUUUACACAAAAAAAACAAAAAAAAUAGAAACAACAUUAUACCCGGACUUGAAGCACGGAUUAAGAUCUAAAAUAGACUAAUACAAUUACAAAGAAAAGACAUAUGUGUAUAUAAUUACAAAGAAACGAAUAUAUGUUGACGGGUCAACUUUUAAAUUGCUAUUGUUUUAUAAAAUAAAUUUUGAUUAAGAUUUAGACACAAAUAUGAUUACACAAAUGGUGAAGGCAGAUCAAAGACCUAAUUUCUGAGUUGUUGUAUGAAGAUGUAUUAGUAGAAGCUUCAGAAACAGAAUGUUAGAUUAAAAAAUGGAGGAGAAAGAGCAACAUAAUUAUGAAUCAUUUUUCUCUCUCUCUUUUUUUUUUUUUUAACAAUUUGAGAUGUUGAAAUAAUAAAAGUGUAGAGCAAGCUGGGAUGAAUGAAAGCAAACAAAUUGAAGUACUUAUCUACUGUUGGUAAUCCAGAUAUUUUAUGAAUGGAUGCAUGCAAAACCAAGAUUACACCUUUUUAUUAGCUUAAGAGUCCUACUGACAAAGAGAUACCAAAGUGUAUUUACGAAAAAAAAUAUUUUAAGACAUGCGCCUCCCAUAAUCCAUCCACCUAGAAAUCCACCAAAACACAUAAAUAUUAGUCGUGAAGAACAUGAUCAUAAAAGGUGGGAUCAAUAUUUACCAUAGUCGGGUCGGGUAGGGUCGGGCCGGGCCGGGCGAUAUAGUUGGUAGUGGGCUUCGAAGAGAGGCCCAACGGUAUACAUAUAUAUAUAUAUAUAUAAUUAGAGACAAUAUUUUUCUAAAUUUGGAUUCUGCGGCAGUAUAAAGAAAAAGCAAACCCUAAACUCCUCCUCCCCGGGCUUCCACCAUGUCCUUCCUCAGGCGCAUUGUCCAAAACCCGACCUUAUCGAAAGCAGUUCCGGUGGGGAAGGCGAUGAUCCCUUUCCCACUGGGAAGAGACCCUUCGUCACUCCCAAAAAUAAAUCCAAACUGCGACGACAUCGACAUGGAUCGCCGCCCAAUAUCUCUGCGCUACCGAGUAACAGCAAUGCUCGGGCUGUCUAAUCUCGACAAAGCCGUCGAGUACUCUCACCACGCUGUCUCUGAAAAGUAUCGUUUCAAAAGAGACACUGUCUUCAUCUGCAAUUCAGUAAUUGGAGCCAUGUGCGACGCAAAACGUUACGAGGAAGCCAUCUCUCUGUUCAACUACUUUUUCAACGAGUCUCAAACACUCCCGAACAUGCUCUCUUGCAAUCUCAUCAUCAAAGCUCACUGCGACCAAGGCUGUCUCGACGACGCUCUUGAUCUUUUCAGUCACAUAGUCAUAGACGGACGUUUGUCUCCAGGGGUGGAUACAUACGUGAUACUCACGAAAGCCUUGGUUGAUGCUAAAAGACUCGACGAAGCUUGCGUUUUAGUGGCGUCCAUGGGGCGUUGUUAUUUCAUGGUCUACGACGUACUCAUUCGAGGGUUGUUGGAUGCAGGGAGAUACGUAAAGGCUAGCCAAAUAAUCGAGGAACUGAAGAGUAAACUCCCAUGGAGAGUAUAUCACAUGGCAAUGGCACUCUAUAAGGUAUCGUUGAUGGAGUAUUGGUUCAAGCAAGGCAAAGAUGAGGAAGCUAUGGAGAUAUACAAGGUUUUGGACAUGUCUGAACAGAUGAACGAUAUUGUCGGAAAUAGGGUUUUGCGAGUUUUGGUCGAGCACGGUAAGAAAACAGAAGCUUGGGAACUGUUCGAUGAGAUUAUAGGAUUCUGCUAUCCCGACACGAUUGGUAUAGUGAUGAAGUCUUUUAGUGAUGAAAAGACUAUACCGUUGUCGUGGGCUAGUGAGACGUGUUAUAGGACGAUCAUCGCGUGUCUAUGCGAACAAGGAAAGAUGUCGGAGGCAGAGGAGUUCUUUGCAAAGAUGUUUUCAAACUGUGAGGAAGAGGAAUUGAUGGUGGGACCUGACGUUUCAACAUUCAGAGCAAUGGUCAAUGGGUACGUUAUGGUUGGGAGAGUGGAUGAUGCUUUCAAGAUGUUGAACAAGAUGAAGAUUUCAAAUUUAAGAAAGCUUGCUAUUCAUCGAGCCACAUAA
Molecule: messenger RNA, 3255 nt
Organism: Brassica napus (rape)
Lineage: Eukaryota; Viridiplantae; Streptophyta; Magnoliopsida; Brassicales; Brassicaceae
Product: pentatricopeptide repeat-containing protein At3g60960, mitochondrial-like
Exons: 1
Coding region: 2047-3255 (402 amino acids)
Cellular component (GO): chloroplast
Molecular function (GO): protein binding
Source: RefSeq, a predicted model, not a curated record